AUGGAGUCUGGUGACGCGGCGCGCCCUGGCUCGGGUCGGGCUACCGGGGCGCCGCCGCCGCGGCUGCUGCUGCUGCCGCUGCUGCCGCUGCUGCUGGGUCGGGGGCUGCGAGUCGCGGCCGCGGCCUCGGCCUCCUCCUCUGGGGCGGCGGCUGAGGACAGCAGCGCCAUGGAGGAGCUCGCUACUGAGAAGGAGGCGGAGGAGAGCCACCGGCAAGACAGCGUGAGCCUGCUCACCUUCAUCCUGCUGCUCACGCUCACCAUCCUCACCAUCUGGCUCUUCAAGCACCGCCGGGUGCGCUUUCUGCACGAGACCGGGCUGGCCAUGAUCUAUGGGCUCAUUGUUGGGGUGAUCCUGAGGUAUGGUACCCCUGCUACCAGUGGCCGUGACAAAUCACUCAGCUGCACUCAGGAGGACAGGGCCUUCAGUACCUUAUUAGUGAAUGUCAGCGGAAAGUUCUUCGAAUACACUCUGAAAGGAGAAAUCAGCCCUGGCAAGAUCAACAGCGUAGAGCAGAAUGAUAUGCUACGGAAGGUAACAUUCGAUCCAGAAGUAUUUUUCAACAUUCUUCUGCCUCCAAUUAUUUUUCAUGCUGGAUACAGCUUAAAGAAGAGACACUUUUUCAGAAAUCUCGGGUCUAUACUGGCCUAUGCCUUCUUGGGGACUGCUGUUUCAUGCUUCAUUAUUGGAAAUCUCAUGUAUGGUGUGGUGAAGCUCAUGAAGAUUAUGGGACAGCUCUCUGAUAAAUUUUACUACACAGAUUGUCUCUUUUUUGGAGCAAUCAUCUCUGCCACUGACCCAGUGACUGUGCUGGCAAUAUUUAAUGAAUUGCAUGCAGACGUGGAUCUUUACGCACUUCUUUUUGGAGAGAGUGUCCUAAAUGAUGCUGUUGCCAUUGUACUGUCCUCGUCUAUUGUUGCCUACCAGCCAGCAGGACUGAACACUCAUGCCUUUGAUGCUGCUGCCUUUUUUAAGUCAGUUGGCAUUUUUCUAGGUAUAUUUAGUGGCUCUUUUACCAUGGGAGCUGUGACUGGUGUUGUGACUGCUCUAGUGACUAAGUUUACCAAACUACACUGCUUCCCCCUGCUGGAGACAGCGCUCUUCUUCCUCAUGUCCUGGAGCACGUUUCUCUUGGCAGAAGCCUGCGGAUUUACAGGUGUUGUAGCUGUCCUUUUCUGUGGAAUCACACAAGCUCAUUACACCUACAACAAUCUGUCGGUGGAAUCAAGAAGUCGAACCAAGCAGCUCUUUGAGGUGUUACAUUUCCUGGCAGAGAACUUCAUCUUCUCCUACAUGGGCCUGGCACUGUUUACCUUCCAGAAGCACGUUUUCAGCCCCAUUUUCAUCAUUGGCGCUUUUGUUGCCAUCUUCCUGGGCAGAGCCGCGCACAUCUACCCGCUUUCCUUCUUCCUCAACUUGGGCAGAAGGCAUAAGAUUGGCUGGAAUUUUCAACACAUGAUGAUGUUUUCAGGCCUCAGGGGAGCAAUGGCAUUUGCGUUGGCCAUCCGUGACACGGCAUCCUAUGCUCGCCAGAUGAUGUUCACAACCACCCUUCUCAUCGUGUUCUUCACCGUCUGGAUCAUUGGAGGAGGCACAACACCCAUGUUGUCAUGGCUUAACAUCAGAGUUGGCGUUGAGGAGCCCUCCGAAGAGGACCAGAACGAACACCACUGGCAGUACUUCAGAGUUGGUGUUGACCCCGAUCAAGACCCACCACCCAACAAUGACAGCUUUCAAGUCUUACAAGGGGACGGCCCAGAUUCUGCCAGAGGAAACCGGACAAAACAGGAGAGCGCAUGGAUAUUCAGGCUGUGGUACAGCUUUGAUCACAAUUACCUGAAGCCCAUCCUCACACACAGCGGCCCCCCACUAACCACCACGCUCCCUGCCUGGUGUGGCUUGCUAGCUCGAUGUCUGACCAGUCCCCAGGUGUAUGAUAACCAAGAGCCACUGAGAGAGGAAGACUCCGAUUUCAUCCUGACCGAAGGCGACCUGACAUUGACGUACGGGGACAGCACAGUGACUGCAAAUGGCUCCUCAAGUUCGCACACCGCCUCCACGAGUCUGGAGGGCAGCCGGAGAACGAAGAGCAGCUCGGAGGAAGUGCUGGAGCGAGACCUGGGAAUGGGAGACCAGAAGAUGUCGAGCCGGGGCACCCGCCUAGUGUUUCCUCUGGAAGAUAAUGCUUGACUUUUCCCCCAAACCCUGACACGAUGGGGUAGGCUCCCGAUGGGGGUAUACUAUAGUCAUGGCCCAUAUGGAACACACAGGCAGCCGGUUUUCUGCUACCUGAGCCUUGGAGAAGAUGAAAAGGAAGGGCUGUCUGCUGUGCUGCCCUUUGAAAAGGUCCAAAGCAGACAUAAGAACACACAGCAGAAGUCACCUUCUCCUUCUGAUGACCACCUUUCAAAAGGCUUAACAGAAUCACCAAAUGUCACGGUCAGCUAUUGGCCAGUGGAAAAUUGUCUGGGCCUGUAUAUGUUGGAGGAACUCAGAUAGAAAAGGACUUGUAAACAGCACGGAAACCUCAACAUCUGCUGUCUCAAGCACUUGAAAGAGGCUACAAUUCAGGUGUUAUUGGAUGACUUAACUACACGGACAUUUGGGGGCUGACUUGUGUUGUGAUUAUGCCAACUGUGGGCUUUGGAGAAGCAGAGGGAUGGUUUUCAGUUGUGUGGGUGUUAAGUCUACGGAUUGGGAAUUUACCACUGAAAUUGAUCGUUCAAAGUGUGACUUCAUAGUAGGGCCAGCUCCUCCUAAGUUGUCCUUUUGUUUUUCACAUAAAAUACAUCUGGUACUUUUUACUUGUGAAGUUGUACUAUGUCCAUGAAAAUGGUUACAUGAGAAGGCCAUCAAGAUUCAUUUAAUAGCUGAAAAGCAACUUUUAAAAUAGAAUAGGACGCAUUUAACAUGGAAUGAUGUGACCUAGGGAACUUUUUAUAGAGCGCUUACAUACUGUAAUUGGGGAGAAUUUUGCCUUCUAUUUCCAUUGAACAGUAGCAAACUGGUGGUGGUUUUAUAAAAUUAACAUUAUAUUAUGUUAUAUAAAUAAAUGUUAUAUAAAAUGACAUUAAAGUAUAACUGUGAACAAUUAAAGACUUGGAGUUAUCCACAACCUUUAUGUGCAAUAAGGAAAACUGCAGUAGGCCCCCAAAGUGCUGUCUUUCCCUAGCAUUUUACUCAAUGUUUGCCUUUGUGUAUGUUUAGAUUGUUAUUGUAAAGCUAGCCAUGUGUGUUCCUGCCCUUUACUGAUAUUUAACACAUUUUCUCAAAGCUUUUUUUUUUUUUUUUUUUUUUAAACAAAACUCAAAAUAAAACAACUAACUGGCUGAGCUAAUUUUGUUUUGUAUUUUAAAGUAUCAUCUGUUGGUAGAAGGCUGUAGUGCGAUACUAUUCUUAGUCUGUUUCCCUCACUGAGAGGUUCUUUUCUGGGUGUAACUAUUCCUCUCCAGCUUUCUUUAGGCCUGGGGUUGGCAAACUACAGCUGGCCCCUGAACCAAGUCCAGCCCACUGCCUUUUUUUGUAAAUAAAGUUUUAUUGGCAUGA
Messenger RNA from Piliocolobus tephrosceles (Ugandan red Colobus), 3546 nucleotides. RefSeq names its product solute carrier family 9 member A7 (gene SLC9A7). Gene Ontology annotation, biological process: sodium ion import across plasma membrane; potassium ion transmembrane transport; proton transmembrane transport. The transcript has 18 exons. The record is from RefSeq and is a predicted model, not a curated record. Gene Ontology annotation, molecular function: sodium:proton antiporter activity; potassium:proton antiporter activity. Gene Ontology annotation, cellular component: recycling endosome; plasma membrane. The coding region runs from base 1 to 2190 and encodes 729 amino acids. Lineage: Eukaryota; Metazoa; Chordata; Mammalia; Primates; Cercopithecidae.